Phytophthora sojae is the source of this 780-nucleotide messenger RNA. RefSeq lists its product as hypothetical. The coding region runs from base 1 to 780 and encodes 259 amino acids. Lineage: Eukaryota; Oomycota; Peronosporomycetes; Peronosporales; Peronosporaceae. The record is from RefSeq and is a predicted model, not a curated record. The transcript is spliced from 6 exons.
AUGGCGUCAGCGGCUCCGACACCAAGAACGAAGCUCAGCAACUCCGACGUCGAGCACGGCGUCCAGUGGCUUCGAAGAAGCCCUCGAGUGCAUUACUCAGCGGGCAAGGGUGUGAGCUUCGCGGGGCUGACUUCGAUCAUGACGGCCAGUAUCGAGACCAUGUCGACGCGCACGGGCGCGGUGGACAUGCUCCUUGUGGCGUCUGCCCAGACGCGGGACUCGUCAUGGGCAUGGGGUCUUCAGCUUGGCAGCAUCCCUGAAGACCCCAUGCCCAUGACGAGUCCCGCGUCUGGGCAGACGCCACAAGGAGCAUGUCCACCGCGCCCUGUUCGCCUCCAGCAACACGAAGGCCCGUUGCGCACCGUGCGCGUCGACAUGGUCUCGAUACUGGCCGUCAUGAUCGAACCGCUGACGCCAUGUUUGUCGUCGGUGCUGGUGGGCGUCAUGCUCGGCGUCGGAGUUGCCGGAUCUCGGUAUACUUCUGAGCCUCGUUCGUGGCGGCAAAGCCGCAGAGUCGUCGGUGCUGGUGUGCGUCAUGCUUGGCGUCUACAUCCGAGCUGUUGGACGCUGUACUCGACGUCGGUGCUGCUGGACAUCGUGUUUGGCCUGGACACCGAGCUUGGCGUCAUACGAGGCGACAUCCCCAAGUUCAUGCCGCCAUGCCGGGCGUGGUGCACCUGUGCAGGCGAAAUCCUGCCCACCACGACGCCGGGCGACUCCACGCACGUCCUGGACGCGUUGUCCAUGCGGAACGACAAAUGGCAGCACCGAGCGGACUGA